Molecule: messenger RNA, 1088 nt
Organism: Micropterus salmoides (largemouth bass)
Lineage: Eukaryota; Metazoa; Chordata; Actinopteri; Centrarchiformes; Centrarchidae
Product: gonadotropin-releasing hormone II receptor-like
Exons: 2
Biological process (GO): G protein-coupled receptor signaling pathway
Cellular component (GO): membrane
Molecular function (GO): peptide binding; gonadotropin-releasing hormone receptor activity
Source: RefSeq, a predicted model, not a curated record
CUGUUUAUCUUCCGGGCAAUCAGGGUGGAGGGCGUCGACUUCACUCAGUGCGCGACUCACGGCAGCUUCAGCCGCCGCUGGCAGGAAACCUCCUACAACAUGUUCCACUUCACCACACUUUACGUCGUCCCCCUGCUGGUGAUGAGCUGCUGCUACAGCCGCAUCCUGCUGCACAUCCACCUACAGCACCUGAGAAACAAAGCAGGUGAGUCGUACCUGCGUCGCAGUGGCACCGACAUUAUCCCGAAGGCUCGGAUGAAGACUCUGAAGAUGACAGUGGUCAUCGUGCUGUCCUUCGUGGUGUGCUGGACUCCGUACUACCUGCUAGGGAUCUGGUACUGGUUCCAGCCAGACAUGCUGCACGUCACACCUGAGUACGUCCAUCACGCCCUCUUCGUGUUCGGGAACCUGAACACCUGCUGCGACCCUGUCAUCUACGGCUUCUACACGCCGUCCUUCAGGGCCGACCUCGCCGCCUGCUGCCGCAGGACGAGGAGCAACGCCUCGCCGCGAUCGCUGGACCGCCUAUCUGCCAGAGAGGGUCCUCACAGCGGCGAGCACGAGUCGGACCCCGCCAACAACAAACAGGCUGCAGGAGACCAACACUGACCAAUCAGAGGACAGGAGUUUGAUGUUGUCACAUUCUGUACCUGUGAACGAGUGUGAAAACCUGAGCUGGACCGGCAGGUGGAUCAGGAUCACUUCCUGCAGCUCCAACAGGACAGAAAUAUCUGGUUCGUCUGUUCAGAGCAAAUGUUUUCAUGUUGAACCGAUUUAGUAAAAUUCUGUUUUAGAUGUGAAAAGUUUUCUGUUUCUUCACUGAAGAUGAGUCGAGUCUCGCAGGAAGAAAUCUGCAGAGCUUUUAUUGAUCCAAUGAUUCUGUUCUCUGGUUCUGUUCCCAGGUUUCCUUUGAGGUGAUGUUUUGGUUUGUUCUGAAGGUUCCCACAGAUUCAGAGAAGCUUUGAUGCCACGUUAAUAAUCACAGUUUAAUUUCAUCACAUUAUGAAUGUAUCCAGCACAAACAGGAAGUUCUUCAUGUCAGUUAUUGAUCCUUUAAUAAAAUCUGAGUCUGCUAAUGUUUCUGAUAA